GGCAGUGCAGCGGGGCUUCUGUCCAUGGUGCUGAAGAUUCGUCCGGCCCUGUCCGAGGUGCUGAACGGCUCAGGGGUGCUGAGCUCAGUCUGACGCCGCCGUGACACCGCUGCAGACCCUCUGCUGUGGGUCCGGAGGUGGAUUGUGGUUGUAGUCAUCGUGGUUUGUUCCAGUGAACGUGUGUUUGAGCCGGCGCUGUCUGAACGGAGGGGGAGGGGAUGGCAUUAAGAAAAUGAGUUCAAAGGUCAGAGACUGAGUCAGCAGUGGACCAAGAGAGAGCCAAUUAACCAGAGAGGACACGCCUCAAAAUAUCAAAAUGAGCCAAGACGUUACAGAGACAAGAACACGAACCCGCUCCAAAGGCAUCCGGGUGUCGGAGCCUGUGGGACAAGAGAUGAAGCAGGACUUGAGCUGUAGCAGCUGUCCCACCCCUGGAUGUGACGGCAAAGGCCACGUCAGUGGAAGAUACUCACGACACCGAAGCGUCCUGGGAUGUCCUAUUGUGAAGAAGAGGAAGCUGGAGGAGGCCGAGGCUGAGGCCGAGGCCGAGGAGAACCAGUCUGCUCCCAAAAGGAGGAACCAGCCUGUCAAACAGGCAACCGAUGAUGGCUUUACCGCAGACAGUGAUGCAGCAGAGGAGGAUGAGGAGCAGAAGGAGGAGGAAGAGGAGGAAGAGGAAGACCUUAAAGAGAAGAAGAAAAACAAAACAAAAAGCAGACCAGAGUCAAUACAAACAGACUGCUCACCAGAGACAACAGAGGUAAAGGACACGGCAGAGACGGCAGCUCGUCCUUCAGCUGAAGACAACAAGAACCAAACUGAACAUGAGGAAACUGCUGAGGAAGUGAAGGUGGAAACGCUCUCCGACCAUCAUCAGCAGGAGGAAACAGAGACGCAGGGGGAAGAGGAAGGUCAGUUGGAGACACAGGACCAACAAUUAGACAAACCUGAAGAAGACAAGGGGGUCACAGAGCUGAACGAGUCAAAAGAAGAGGAGGAAGAGGAAGAAGAGGAGGAAGACAAGGAAAAGGAAAAGCAGCAAGAAAGACAAGAGAAUCCUGUAGAGGAGAGGGAGGUGGAAAGACAGAUGAUCGGCCAAGAAAACUCUGACCACCAGUACUCCAGUGGCGAUUACCACCAUCAGGCCAAAGAGGAGCAGAGAAAGAGGGUGGAACAAGAGCAGGAGGAGGAGGGGGAGGAGGACGAGGAAGAGGAAGAAGGGGAGGAGGAAAAUGAGGGAGAAGAGAGGGAGGUCCACCACGAGGUUGACACUCCUUACACUUUGAGUCCACGCACUCAGGGAUCAGAAGCCGAGGUGUCACUCAGGGAAGAAAAGGUCAGCACCCCCAUGACUGAGGAAGAGGAUGAAGAGCAGGAGGAGAGAGAGGAAGAGGGGGACGAGAGGCAGGGUAAGGAAGCAGGUGAGGUAGUGGAGGAGGAAGAGGAGGACCAAGCCUCUCCUACCACAGUGGUUAUAGAAGUCCAUUCUGAGGAGGAUGAUGACGAGGAUGAGGAGGAGGAUGAGGAGGAGGAAGAGGAGGAGGAGGAGGAGGAGGAGGAGGAAGGAGAGGAGCAGGACCGUGUCUCAGAGGGCUCAGGAAUCACAGAUGACUCAGAGAACUGGGACAUGACCCGAGGGAACCUGGGGCUGCUGGAGCAGGCCAUCGCCCUGAAGGCGGAGGAGGUGAAGGGGGGUCAGGAGGUCCGCAGCUCCCCAGAGUACCAACCAUAUGGCUCCUCCAGCAAGAGCUGUGAGCCUGCUGCUGUGUCCCGCCGCACCCCCCACUACAGCAAAGAGAAGAAGGAAGUGAAGUGUCCUACCCCAGGGUGUGAUGGGACAGGUCAUGUGACUGGGCUGUACCCUCACCAUCGCAGUCUGUCUGGAUGUCCUCACAAAGACCGAAUCCCUCCAGAGAUCCUGGCCAUGCAUGAGAACGUCCUGAAGUGUCCGACUCCUGGAUGCACAGGCCAAGGUCACGUCAACAGCAACCGCAACACACACCGCAGUCUGUCUGGCUGCCCCAUCGCAGCAGCUGCUAAACUCAACAAGAACCAGGACAAGCAGGUUCACUUACAGGCCUCAGCCAGUGAACCAUCCUCCAACUCUGACAGAGUGCUCAGGCCCAUGUGUUUUGUGAAACAGCUGGAGAUCCCUCAGUAUGGCAGCUACCGGCCCAACACGGUGACCACCACGCCGCGAGCUAACCUGGCCAAGGAGCUGGAGAAAUACUCCAAGGUGUCUUUUGACUAUGCAAGCUUUGAUGUCCAGGUGUUUGGAAAGCGCAUGCUGAUCCCAAAGACACCCAGCUCCGCUGAAACAUCACCCAAAGCCUUCAAAACUAAAUCAUUCCCUAAGGCCUCCUCCCCCAGCCACAGUGUGUCUGGAGGAUUCUCCAAGAGCGCCUCAUCCUCCAGUGGUUAUGACUAUAGCCAAGAUGCAGAGGCAGCCCACAUGGCAGCAACAGCCAUCCUCAACCUGUCCACCCGCUGCUGGGAGAGACCAGAGACUCUCAGCACCAAGCCCAGGGAGCCCUGCGCAAAGGAGUCGGACAUUGAAGUGGAUGAAAACGGCACUUUGGACCUCAGCAUGAAGAAAACUAAGAGGGAGGGCAUGCAGUCUCCAGAGCCUUCAUCCUCCUCGUCUUCAUCCUCUCAGCACGUUGGAGCCACCUUGUCUCAGGGCCAAACUCAGCCAGAGUGGGAGGGGCCACUGGACUUCACCAAACCAAGUGGAGUCAAAGAAGAGGACCAUGAGGAGGUGGAGUAUACGGCUCCCUCAUACACCUCAUCUGAUGGGGAGGAAGAGGACCAGGAGAACCUGGAGGACAGGAAGUACCCCGGUGAAGUCACCACCAGCAGCUUCAAGGUCAAGUUUCAGCCCAAAGACAGCAAAAAAGAGGUUCUGGUAUGUCCCACCCCGGGCUGUGAUGGCAGUGGACACAUUACUGGAAACUACGCAUCCCAUCGAAGUCUGUCUGGCUGUCCUCUUGCUGAUAAGUCACUUCGGACCCUCAUGGCUGCCCACACAGCUGAACUGAAGUGUCCGACUCCAGGCUGUGAUGGAUCAGGCCACAUCACUGGAAACUAUGCUUCACAUAGAAGUCUGUCCGGGUGCCCCAGAGCCAAGAAGAGCGGGGUCAAAUCAGUCCCCACCAAAGAUGACAAGGAAGACUCUGAGCUGCUGAGGUGUCCAGUUCCCGGCUGCGACAGUCUGGGCCACAUCAGUGGGAAGUACGCCACUCAUCGUAGCGCCUACGGCUGUCCGCUGGCAGCACGUCGGCAGAAGGAAGGUCUUCUUAAUGGCACCCCCUUCUCCUGGAAGGCCUUCAAGACUGAAGGCCCGACCUGCCCAACGCCAGGCUGCGACGGCUCCGGCCACGCUAACGGCAGUUUCCUGACUCACCGCAGUCUGUCAGGUUGUCCCAGAGCGUCAGCCAACAAGAAGAGAGCCAAGUUCCCUGGAGACGAGUACAUUACUGCAAAGUUCAGAGCCAGUGACGUUCUGGACAACGAUGAGGACAUCAAACAGCUCAACAAGGAGAUCAAUGAGCUGAAUGAGUCCAACUCAGAGAUGGAGACUGACAUGAUGAACCUGCACACUCAGAUCUCUUCAAUGGAGAAGAACCUGAAGAGCAUGGAGGAGGAGAAUAAACAGAUUGAGGAAAGGAAUGAGGCUUUGUUCCUGGAGUUAUCUGGUCUGAGUCAGGCCCUGAUCCAAAGCCUGGCCAACAUCCGCCUACCCACCAUGCAGGAGCCGCUGUCCGAGCAGAACUUCGAUAGCUACGUGGACACCCUGACCCACAUGUUUACUAAUAAAGACUGCUACCAGAACCCUGAGAACCGGGCCCUGCUCGAGUCCAUCAAUCAGGCUGUGAAAGGCAUCGAGGUGUGACGGAGCAGGGCCACGGUCCCCACAGCAACACUCUUUCUUUCCAUACCUUUAGAUACUGUAUGUAAUUAAUUCUUCUAAUUUGGAACUUUGUCAUCUGUUGUUUGCGUUUGUUUCCUGUUUGCAUGUUGCUUUAUGAUGGUGUGAGUGUGAAGAGACGAGGGUGUGGAUCAAACUGUGACUGUGCACACAGAGCAGUGAACAGAUUAGUUAGUGAACAUAUCCCAUUACACAAUAAUGUUGAUAGUAUCUAUAAGAGCAUAGUGAUGUUGCACCUCCAGGACUAGUUUGUAGAUUCAUUCUUACAAUUGCUGUGUAACUAUUUAAGUCCUUUGCAAAUGUUGGUUUAAUAACAACUUAUUUACUCAUGUCUGCUGUAUUAUUUUUGUGUUGGCUUAUUUAUGAAACAUUAUCUAUUUAUUCAGUUUUUUUUAUUUAUUUGAAAAUGCUACCUGAGAAGAUUUUAACCAGUAACCAAGAGAAGGUGAUCGUUUCCUCUGCACUGUUGAACAAAGAGGAAAUAUUUUAAGAUAUCAACUAUGAAUUGUUUUAUAAAUCUUAUUAUUUAUUUAAAAUACAGGAUCUUUUUAAGUGCAAAUAUUUUGUAACUGAAAGUUUUUAAUAAUUUUCUAAAAUAUUUUUUGGUGCUUAUGUUUAUAUGAUUUUCCUUUUUAUUUCCACAAACUAUUUUCAGUACAUUGCAAUACACUGUGAAUAUUGAGCUGCACAUAUUUGUUAUUUAUUUGGUGAUGAAGAACAAAGUGAUGGUGAAUAUUUAUUUUGUAUCGUCUGUGUUAAUGAUGGCUGUGUCAGGAUUAGUCUUUAAGUUGCUCUUGAAAUAAAGGUUAACCCACAGUG
This is a messenger RNA of Seriola aureovittata, 4747 nucleotides long. It is a transcript of the gene myt1a, whose product is annotated as myelin transcription factor 1a. The record is from RefSeq and is a predicted model, not a curated record. Gene Ontology annotation, cellular component: nucleus. NCBI's taxonomy places the organism in Eukaryota, Metazoa, Chordata, Actinopteri, Carangiformes, Carangidae. The transcript has 23 exons. Gene Ontology annotation, molecular function: DNA-binding transcription factor activity, RNA polymerase II-specific; zinc ion binding; RNA polymerase II cis-regulatory region sequence-specific DNA binding. The coding region runs from base 317 to 3892 and encodes 1191 amino acids. Gene Ontology annotation, biological process: regulation of transcription by RNA polymerase II.